UUCUAUUCACUUGUGUUGUACAGAUAUUCUGGCCAUAAGCGCCACGUGUCCUUCCUCUCCCGGCUAUGUAACGAACACAACUGCUGCCCUUAAACCAUGAAAUCUCGUUGGUUUAUGGCUGCUGCGAAAACUGUGAUGAUCAUUCUGCUAAUAAUUUAUCAUACCACAGGAUUUGUGACUUCAAACACAGCACGUCGGUAGUCUGAUGCGCCCGGUAGUGCAGCAGGAUUACAGUACUUACCUACGGUAUACUGCAGAAUCGCCACUGUGUACGACGUUAACGAGGAAAUUGUAAAAUUAAUAUAUUUCAGUCAAACAGAUUGUUUAAAGGCAUUUAGUUACGUACGCCAUUGAAAAUGGAUUAUUUGAGAAAGCCACUCGAUGCCAUGACUAGUAAGCUGUUUAUUGCUGCUCGAGAUCUGAAGCUGAAGGAGUCAAAAUCCAACGAGGAAGAAAACACCAUCAUAAGCCCUUUUGCCGUAACGGCCGUAGCGGCGCUCCUGUACUACGGAUCAAAAGGCGAGCCAGCACAUCGGCAACUGGAAUCGUUGCUGCGCUUUGGAGAUUUAUUCGAAGGCAACGAUGACGCCAAAAAUGUGUUAAUGGCGUUCCGCGCGGCCAUCAAAACACUAACAAAAUUCCGCGACGGGAAUGACCAGGAGGCCACUGAACAGGCGGAAGAACUGGCAGCUCAGUACUUUCAGAUGGUUUUGGCUACGAAGAUCAUCGUCCAAAGCAGUGUUGAUAUCCAAAGGGAAUUUGCGGAUCUUAUCAAUCGCAAUCUGAACAUUGAUAUUGAGAAGCUGGAGCUGAAUUUCAGUAAACACGAAGGCGAGAAGGCCAUUGAAUCGUGGCUGAAGGAGAAGAUCGAGAGCCGAUUCGAUGUGUCGGUUCCCGAAGGCCUGAUUGACGCCCAGUACAACGGACCGCGGGCCGUAAUCGCCUCGGCCGCCCAUUUUCGGGCCGGAUGGGACACACCGUUUGAACGCAGUCGCACAUUCUGGGGGCCUUUCCGAUUGGACAACGGAAAGACCAAACAAGUGCAGUAUAUGAAUAUGCGCCAAACAGUUCCUUACUCUUGUGACGAACACGCCGGAAUUAAAAUGGUAGAGAUCCCAUUUUAUCAGAACACCGCUUCAUUGCUCCUAACAAUCCCAACGAAAGCCAAAUCCAUUCAACAACUGACAUCGAUGCAGAUAAACUGGAAACAGUUACACAUCGAUAUUAACGAUGUAUUCGAGAAACGCCGACAUGGUUUUGGGGCAUAUGGCCAGCCUCGGCUCGGCCGCGGAGUCUCGUGGAAAACGUCAGAACAUGCUCGGCCACCGGAAGGAGCGUAUACGUGUUAUCGCGAGCAGUGUCACCUGGUCCGUGGCCAGGUGACCCCCUGAUUCGUGGUCAGGGGUCGAAGACACCUGAUUCGUGGCCAGGUGAUACCCUGAUUCGUGGCCAGGGAGUGAGCUGGAUCCUGAUACGUGGCCAGGAUGUUGCGGCUGCCUUCCGGUGCGGUUCUGUGCGUACCAUAGCGAGAGAGCAGCGCGAGUGAGGAAUGGCCUUUAAUGAGUUUCACACUGGUGCUGCUAUAACUAACGAAGUCAACAAGACAAGAGUUAAUUGCUAAAGGGUUGGGAAGGCGGGUAACAGGAAAAUUGCAACGUUAACUUUCAAUGAUCAACAUCCAAUUUUGACACACACGAAAAGUGAGGAUAACAGGCAAAGGACUCGCACAUGCCGAAAAACACCAAUGCGAUAAAUACAACUAGGCCAGCGUGAGAUAGAACUGACGGUUAGGUAGUCCGUAGGCAAAAAGGCAGUUUGCACACCGUCCGCACAGGAAAGGCAGGCGAUUCGCUGGCACACAUGCUGGUGCUACAUUCCAGGAAGGAAGAGAAAAUGCAUCUGUCGGUUCGCUCAAAGUCCGGCGGCUAAUCUUUAAUGUCCUGUGCAGAAAGAGAGUAGCUCUUGCCGGCGUUUCUCUCGCAUCGUUAAAACAAGUUAGCGAUUAAACGCUAACUUCAAUUAACGAUGUAUUCGAGAAACGCCGACAUGGUUUUGGGGCAUAUGGCCAGCCUCGGCUCGGCCGCGGAGUCUCGUGGAAAACGUCAGAACAUGCUCGGCCACCGGAAGGAGCGUAUACGUGUUAUCGCGAGCAGUGUCACCUGGUCCGUGGCCAGGUGACCCCCUGAUUCGUGGUCAGGGGUCGAAGACACCUGAUUCGUGGCCAGGUGAUACCCUGAUUCGUGGCCAGGGAGUGAGCUGGAUCCUGAUACGUGGCCAGGAUGUUGCGGCUGCCUUCCGGUGCGGUUCUGUGCGUACCAUAGCGAGAGAGCAGCGCGAGUGAGGGGAGCCCCAAACAAGAAUGGUACGCGCAGACGUUGCGGGCGGAUGUAACGCUUAAACGAGGACGAUUUCCACCGUCCCCGUUCACAUAUGGCGUCAGCUGACAGGCCAUCGGCGGCAGCCGAAGUGGCGCCGCCAAUUCGAAAAGAAUGGGAUGAAUAGCGGGCGCGGUCCUCCCCAUCAGGAAGGGUCGUCUUCAGUGCCCGUGUAAGGUCAAUCCGCGUGAGGAAGCGGCCGCUGCUAAGGAUAAAAAAUGGCAAAUCAGAAGGCUGUCGAUGCUGACGCUGCUGGGCAUAUGUGACACAGGCGCUGUGGAUGAUCGGAGCUUCGCAAGCUGUCAAAGACAGCGUAGCUCCCUUCUUUUGCUGGUCUGUUUUCGACUGCUUGAUGGAAAGCUGCAGCAUAGAGUCGUUCCAACGCACGUCUUGGAGCAGGAGAGUGGCAGACAUCUCAAACAUUGUCGGUGAUGGCGAUGUCAGUUCCGACACUCGCAGCAGGAAAUGAUGAGCCAUCGUGAAAGCGGCCCAAAUCAUCUGUUGGUCGUAUUGUGUGGGGAAGGUUAGAUGUAAUCGGCUUGGAAGGCGUCCCAACAACUGAAAAGUGACCGGAAGUCGUUGAUCCGGUUGCGUUCCAGUCAGUCGGCGGGCGCCUGCCACAAUCUGCUUCAGUCUGGGGUUGGCUGUGGGAUCGGCCAAUUUCUGCGAUAUGUGACGUCUGGCAACAGCGGCUACAUACACAUUUAUAGUUGACGAUGACGACUUCCGGUUGAACAAGUAUGCCACAUAAUCUUCGACUGUUUCCGGAGUGGCUGGCCAUGGUUGUUUCAUUGCUGAUCUGCAAAACUGCUCGAAACUUCGCUCUCCAAUUGCGUAAGCUCUUCGGGUAGAAGUAGCCACUCCGGCGGCGAAAAGAGCGCCGGCGUCGAGGUUGUUAUGGGAGGCUCCUUUCCGAUGAGGAAUGGUUUCAGCCGUGUAAGCAGAUCCGGUACCGACAUACCGUUGGCGUCCGCUGAAGGAUGGAGCUGACGAAAACGUUGCAACUGGAAUCGAGACAAUGCGUCAGCAGUGCUAUUAUCAACGCCAGCGAUGUGCGUAAUUCUAAUAAUAAAAUUAAACCGCGCCGUAACAAAGUGAAUUCUGCGUAUGAGCUCCAUCACCGCUGGGUUCCUACAACUGCCAGCUGACCAUGUCUGAGCUGUCGCUGUAUUAUCGCAAUGAAAAAGCACUCGUUUUCCGCACAGCUGUUCAUUCCAAAUAACGCACGCUACAUAGAUUGGGUACAUUUCCAGAAACGUUAUCGGUGGGUUCACUUUUAGCAGCCAACCCGGCCACGCGCCCUGGAACCACUCAUUACCGAGCGUGCCUCCAAAACCUAUCGCUCCUGCCGCGUCAGUGUACAGAUGUAGUACGCUUGCCGGUAACCAUUCUGGUUGUACAAAGCCGGCCGUCCCGUUCCAUGCCGGUAAGAACUCCCUCCACCACGCAACAUCACGACGGAAUCCCUCCGUCAGUGUAAUCCGGUGAUACAGCCGAUUCACCUUGCAGCUCAGUUGAAUCAUGCGUCUCAAAAAUAUUCGGCUGGCCGGUAUACAUUUCGUCACAAAUGACAGCUUACCAAUCAAGCUCAAAAGUUCCCGUUUUGUGCAUUGCGUACAUGCGGAAAAGCUUUCGAGUAACUCUGUUAACUCUGCUAAACGAGCGGCCGAUACAGAUAAGGUAAAGCUUUCACUGUUGAUCUCUACACCGAGAAAUUCAAUUACCGUAGCCGGACCCACCAACUUUUUCUCAUUGAUCGGAACACCCAAAUACUUACACACUGACUGAACCUGCAUUACUAACCGCCCACAUGCCCAACUUGCUGCUUUACCGCACAUGAAAAAAUCGUCCAAAAAAUGAAGAAACGUAUCACUUCCCGUACACUUUUUGAAUAUCCACUCGAGCAUGCGGGCAAAGGUGUCGAACAAAUACGGGCCUGAACGUAAACCGAACGGGACUACUACAUCAUGGUAAAACUGCCCUUCCCAUUCGUAUCCCAGCAAAUGCCAAUCGCUCUGCCUGACUGGUAAAUUACGAAAUGCGCUCUCAAUGUCUACUUUUGCCAUUAACGAUCCCCGCCCAUGAAACAUCACCAUUUUAACUGCAUCAUCUACGCCUACGUAAGUUAGCGAAUACUUAUCUUUCGGAAUAAAAUCAUUCACGCUCAGUCCGAAUGGUUGCGACAGAUCCAUAAUAACUCGAUGGCCUGACGGUCGCUUCGGGCGCAGCCCAAGUGGAUUCACAACAAAAUUCGGAUGUGGCUGCACUUUAAAUGGACCCCUUGCAUGAUUGGCUUGCACCUCCUUCAUGAUCAUUGCGGUGAUGACCUGUGGAUCUUGGAGUGCUGAACGUGCGUUUGCGGUAAACCGGCGUACUUGUGGGCCGUUAUAUCCGAUUGCAAAGCCAAACCUGAAACCCUGCAAUAGAAAACACACAGCCUCACGGUCAUCAUGCUCUACCAGUAAUUCAGCGAGUCUCUCGUCGGAAACGGGCGUCGCCACCUCCGGCCUUGGCGUUAGUACUACUGGCAGGCUUAUGCUGGGCUGAAUCGUGCUCGUGGACGGUGUGGUCGGCCGCCCUGCAUGUUCCACACAAGUGCUUGAAGCGGCAGUUCGAACCGUUGGUGCAUCUCCCGUUGUUCCAGUUCCUGCACAAGUCUGGCGGGAUGUGUCGAAAGGGCCGAUCCCCCUUUGCGUCUUUCUGUCCCUGUGCAGUGAUCUGGAGCUUUUUCGGGCAGUCCUGAUCUGUAUGGUCCGCAAUGCUGCAGUCGCGACAUAAUGGCAGAUGAGCGCGAAGCGGAUGCCUGGCUAUACAGCGGUCCAGCAAGUUUCGAUCCAGCAGGUUCCACUGAUCAUGGUUAGUGACAUCACGGAUGCGGCAGGCACGAAAAGUCUUAUCAUACUCCAACCACACUGGCGGCAGGUAGACACCUGCCAUUUCAGUCAUAAUCGUAUGGUAAGAAUCGAGCGGUUGCUGAAGAGCGGGAUAGUAAUAACUGCGCACACGGCGAAACACAAUAAAUGCUUCGUUCCACAGAGUGAACGAGGUAAUCGUAAUCUUCUUCGGCUUUGAAUCAGAAAGAAUAAAGUUUCCAUCCCUAAUCUCGAAUUUAGCUUCUCCCUGAAUCGGCGACAUGAUGGUAUUUGCUCUAAGCAAUUUAUCUAAGUCAACGUUCACCGUAAGAUCGUACAGUUCUUCAAGACAUUUCUCACUGACAAUUGGGAACCCAGCCGGCAACGGUGGCGGUUUCUUACUGUUACUCGCUCCGGUGCUGGUGGAUGGCGCCGCCUGGGCCUCGUUGACCUUCUGAGUAAGCUGGACAAGCUGAUUCUGCUGAUUCAUCAUGAGCUGAAGCAGCAUAGUCGUUUCCGUCGGUGGUGGCUGUGGAGGCUGUGGUGGUGGGGCCUCCGAUGUCGACAAGACAGGGAUGACGUCCGCAUCCUUCUGCGCUAACAACGACUGCAAAUGCUGCCUUGCCAUGGCAAUCUGAGAAUCCAGAUCUCCUGUGCUUCCCGCGCCAGUACUUCCACCAGAUGCCGUCGGACGGGUAAUAGGGUUCGCGCGCGCACGCGGACGGCCGCGAGCUGGCCGUGUCGCAGGCGGUCCCGGCGCAUUGGAUCUCCUACCGCGCCGUCCAGUCAUGCUUUAUGUGAAAACACAAUGCUGACAACAACGAUAACAGGAAAAUUGCAACGUUAACUUUCAAUGAUCAACAUCCAAUUUUGACACACACGAAAAGUGAGGAUAACAGGCAAAGGACUCGCACAUGCCGAAAAACACCAAUGCGAUAAAUACAACUAGGCCAGCGUGAGAUAGAACUGACGG
Paramacrobiotus metropolitanus is the source of this 6200-nucleotide messenger RNA. Its product is annotated as serpin B3-like. The transcript has 2 exons. NCBI's taxonomy places the organism in Eukaryota, Metazoa, Tardigrada, Eutardigrada, Parachela, Macrobiotidae. The coding region runs from base 357 to 1391 and encodes 344 amino acids. The record is from RefSeq and is a predicted model, not a curated record. Gene Ontology annotation, molecular function: serine-type endopeptidase inhibitor activity.